GGCAGGCUCGCGACCAGUAUGGCCCCCACGCUGGAGGAGGCGUACCGGAGGCGCUGGUGGAUGGCGUGCACGGCCGUGCUGGAGAACCUCUUCUUUUCCGCGGUGCUCCUGGGCUGGAGCUCCCUGCUGAUCAUGCUCAAGAACGAGGGCUUCUAUUCCAGCAUGUGCUCAGCUGUGAACACCACCAACACCAGCCAGGAUGGGCAGCCCCAGUGGCUGAGCUGUAGCCAGCAGGAAGAGAUGCUCAACCUGGGCUUCACCAUCGGCUCCUUCGUGCUCAGCGCCACCACUCUGCCGCUGGGGAUCCUCAUGGACCGCUUCGGGCCCCGGCCCAUGCGGCUGAUUGGCAGCGCCUGCUUCGCUGCAUCCUGCACCCUCAUGGCCCUGGCCUCUUGGGACACCAAAGUUCUGUCUCCGUUGAUAUUCCUGGCGCUGUCCCUGAAUGGUUUUGGUGGCAUCUGCCUAACGUUCUCUUCACUCACGCUGCCCAACAUGUUUGGGAACCUGCGUUCCACUUUCAUGGCCCUCAUGAUCGGCUCCUAUGCCUCUUCUGCCAUCACGUACCCGGGAAUCAAGCUGAUCUAUGACGCCGGCGUGUCCUUCAUGACCAUCAUGUACACCUGGUCGAGCCUGGCCUGCCUCAUCUUUCUGAACUGUGCCUUCAACUGGCCGAGUGAAGCCUUUCCCUCGCCGGAGGAAGUCAACUACAAGGAGAAGAUCAAGCUCAGAGGGCUGGCCCUGGAUCACAAGGUGACAGGUGACCGCUUCUACACCUAUGUGACCACCGUGGGCCAGCGGCUGAGCCAGAAGGCCCCCAGCCUGGAGGAGGGAGCAGACAUCUUCAUCUCGUCCCAGGACGUUCGUGACACCUCAGAAAAGUCUGCUGAGAAGUCUGUGCCCUUGCGCAAGAGCCUCUGCUCCCCCAUUUUCCUGUGGAGCCUCCUCACCAUGGGCAUGACCCAGCUGCGGAUCAUCUUCUACAUGGCCGCUAUGAACAAGAUGCUGGAGUACAUCGUGACUGGGGGCCAGGAGCAUGAGACAGACGACCUGAAACAAAGGGUGACAGAGACAGUUGAGUUCUACUCGUCCGUCUUUGGGGCCAUGCAGCUGUUGUGCCUUCUCACCUGCCCUCUCAUUGGCUACAUCAUGGACUGGCGGAUCAAGGACUGCGUGGACACCCCCACUGCUAGGGACGGGGUGGCCACCAAGUCCGUCAGACCACGCUAUCGCAAGAUCCAGAAGCUCAGCAAUGCCAUCAACGCCUUCACCCUGACCAACCUUCUGCUCGUGGGUUUCGGCAUCACCUGCCUCAUCAACAACUUACACCUCCAGUUUUUGACCUUUGUCCUGCACACCAUGGUCCGAGGCUUCUACCACUCGGCCUGUGGAGGCCUCUACGCAGCAGUGUACCCGUCCAACCACUUUGGGACACUGACGGGCCUGCAGUCCCUCAUCAGUGCUGUGUUUGCCCUGCUCCAGCAGCCGCUUUUCAUGGCCAUGGUGGGACCCUUGAAAGGAGAGCCCUUCUGGGUGAAUCUGGGCCUCCUGCUGUUCUCACUGCUGGGAUUCCUGCUACCUUGCUACCUCUUCUACUAUCGCACCCGGCUCCAGAGGGAGUACAUCACCCACUGGGAGGGCCCCCUGAAGGUGCUUGGCAGCCCUGAGGUGACUGCCUAGGCCUCUGAGGGGCCUGGGUGACAGGCAGUAAAGGCCUGAGCAGCCAAAGGGAAUGCCUCGUGGCUUUUCUACCUGUAACCUCCGCACAGAGCCAGGCGCCGGGGAUCUAUAAAUACCAAGAGAAGUUCUAUUUUUGUAGGGACUUGUUAAAAAGGAAAAAAAAAAAAAAAUCCCCAAAGCAGUGCUCCAUUGACUGAAGAUGUCCCCCGUGCUAGGAUCGGACCUUCUUGCUCCUGGGAUUGGGGGAGACCAGGGUGCAGCCCUGCCCUUUCUCUGGGCCUAGGGGUCUGCCUUCUGCUGCUUCCUGGGGGCUUGUGGGAUCAGUGAACAGGCGACCCCUAAGAUCUCAGCUGUGCAGUGUCCAGAGUGUGCAGGCAUGUGUGUGUGCAUGUGGGUAUGAAACUCCCUGCCUCUCAGAGGAAAGGGGGCCUGAGGUGCUGGCUGUGUCCUGAAUGCUGCCGCAUGGGCGGUAAGCCCCUUCCCGAGGCUGGAGGGUGGGUUCCCUCCCUGAUGCUGCUGCUGCUUGCAGAUCUUAGAGGAAAUAAAAAGGGAAG
Messenger RNA from Mesoplodon densirostris (Blainville's beaked whale), 2231 nucleotides. RefSeq names its product solute carrier family 43 member 1 (gene SLC43A1). Gene Ontology annotation, biological process: transmembrane transport; neutral amino acid transport. Gene Ontology annotation, molecular function: L-amino acid transmembrane transporter activity; neutral L-amino acid transmembrane transporter activity. The transcript has 14 exons. The record is from RefSeq and is a predicted model, not a curated record. Lineage: Eukaryota; Metazoa; Chordata; Mammalia; Artiodactyla; Ziphiidae. Bases 19 to 1677 code for a protein of 552 amino acids.